Molecule: messenger RNA, 5768 nt
Organism: Lampris incognitus (smalleye Pacific opah)
Lineage: Eukaryota; Metazoa; Chordata; Actinopteri; Lampriformes; Lampridae
Gene: ugt8
Product: UDP glycosyltransferase 8
Exons: 6
Coding region: 108-1751 (547 amino acids)
Molecular function (GO): UDP-glycosyltransferase activity
Source: RefSeq, a predicted model, not a curated record
AAAAAAUAUUCCAACACGUUUUCGCUAACCCACCUAUUUGAUUAAAAGUUAGUGAACAAAUUCCGGAUUAUAAAUCUCACUCCCGGGCACAACCCAACUAACAAGCCAUGCACCUGCCACCUUUACUGUUCCUCCUUGGCCUCUACUCCUGGAGUCCCAGUGUAUCAUGGGCUGCUAAGUUAAUUGUGGUCCCACCCAUUAUGUUUGAGUCACACCUCUACAUCUUCAAGACACUGGCCACAGCACUGCACCAAGAGGGCCAUGAAACCCACUUCCUGGUUUCAGAGGGUCGAAAUAUCCCACCCUCCCCUCACUACCACUUCCAACGCUACCCAGGAAUCUUCAACAGCAGCACGGCAGACAACUUCCUCCAGUCCAAAGUCCGUAACAUUUUCUCUGGUCGUCUAACAUUUCUGGAACUCUUUGACAUCCUGGAUCACUACUCUCAGAACUGCGAUGCUGUGGUUGGCAGCGAUGAGGUCAUGACCCGGCUCAAAGAGGCGAAGUUUGACCUGUUGCUGGUGGACCCUAACGAAAUGUGUGGUUUUGUGAUCGCUCACAUCCUGGGUGUGAAGUAUGCUGUGUUCAGCACAGGACUGUGGUACCCUGCUGAAGUGGGGGCCCCAGCACCACUUUCUUAUGUACCUGAGUUCAACUCUUUGCUGACAGACCGCAUGUCGCUGAUCCAGAGAAUCACCAACACAGCUGUUUAUCUAGUGCAGCGCUUUGGAGUCCACUAUAUUGCACUACCCAAGUAUGACCGGAUAAUGAAGAAGUAUGGGGUGAAGCCUAAGGUGGCCAUGGCUGACUUGGUGCAGGGCAGCCGUCUGUGGAUGCUUUGUACUGAUAUGGCACUGGAGUUCCCCAGGCCCACCCUUCCUCAUGUGGUAUACAUAGGGGGCAUCCUCACCAAACCUCCCAACCCAUUGCCACAGGAGUUCGAGACAUGGGUGAAUGACACAGCGGAGCAUGGCUUAGUUGUGGUGUCAUUUGGAGCUGGGGUCAAGUACCUUUCCCAUGACAUUGCUCACAAACUUGCCGGAGCCCUGGCCAGGCUGCCCCAGCAUGUGGUCUGGAGAUUUUCGGGGGUCCCGCCCAGUAACCUUGGCAACAACACAAAGCUUGUUGAAUGGAUGCCUCAAAACGACCUGUUGGGUCAUUCCAACACACGGGCCUUCCUUAGCCAUGGGGGGCUGAACAGCAUCUAUGAGGCCAUGUACCAUGGGGUGCCGGUAGUGGGCGUGCCCCUGUUUGGAGACCAUUAUGACACUAUGACCCGUGUUGCAGCCAAGGGCAUGGGUAUUAUGCUGCACUGGAAGACCAUGACAGAGGAAGAUCUCCAUACUGCCCUGAUCAGCAUCAUCAAAGACAGCAGGUACCGACAGAAAGCUCGCCUCCUCUCCACCAUUCACAAAGACCAGCCGGGCCACCCCGUGACCAGGGCUGUCUACUGGAUCAGCUACAUCCUCCGACACCGUGGCGCCGACCACUUGCGCUCCUCAGUUUACGAGGUAUCCACCUACCAGUACUUCCUGCUGGACGUGGUUCUCACUAUGGUGGCUCUCUUAGCUCUGUUUGGCUUUGCCGUCUAUCGGAUAGGACAGUUGCUAAGGUCAAAGGUCAACAGCCAGAGAGGAGUUGAGAGCACCGAAGAUGAUAACAUGGCAAAUGGACAUUGCCAUAGUGACAGCAUGGCUAACGGCAAGCACAAACGCAAUGGCUCUUUGAGGAAAGAGAAGAAGAUAAAUUAGCACUUUGAAAGGUCAGGAGGGGGAAGGAAGACGUUGCUCUGUUGACUCAGAUCUAGCUUUGGUUUACAAAUAAAGAAUAUAUAGCUAGGAAAGAAAGCUGAUCCUAGGUCUGUGUCUAAAGGUAACUGCUAACAGAGCAAACAAGAGAAUCAAGCAGGAAAUGAAAUGGAUUUUGGGAGACAUAGUCAGAAAUUGGAUGCCCAGUGUAUGUGUACUGAGGCCAGUUUAACAAAACAUCUUAACAACAGCAGCUACAGCAAUGCAACAUCAAAACCAUUUGGAGAGUCGAUGGGGAAAAAACGAGACACAGGAAGGACUGCUUCUUUUUUCAUGUGCAUCUCUCUGUUCUCUCUUUCUACUCUUCUCAUCUGAAAUGGAAGGAUGAUUUAAAAUGGGGUCCAACACCGGGCACGAACCCCUCAUCCUCAGAACAAACCAACUGCAAAAUAAAUAAAUAACUUACAAUAUUUAAUUCAGAAACUAAUGUUUUAAUUGCAAUUUCUAGUUCAUAAGCAUCUGGCAAACUGUAAAUAGUAGACAAACCUAUUUAUUACUGUAAAAUGCAUUGUAAUGAUGGACCUUGAUAACUAAGCUUCUUUUUAAAUUAUUUAAUUUAUCGGUACUAUCACUGCAUGAUGGCAAACAUGCACUCCCACAUUCUGAACUAAUAUUGUUCAUGAUUUGUUGUGUCCUUCAUUGUUGCUUAAAGAAUGCUGCCAGUCGCUGAUGUAACUGCACACAUCUGUGCAGUCUCCAACUAAUUUAUCCACAGUGCUCAUCUCAUUUGCAAACUUCAACCUUUGGAAACUAAAAUAAGAUUGGUGGAAGAACAUGCAGAACCAUUUAUCACAUCAAAAUGUUCCCCUUUUUACUUUGGUAGUGCCAACGUGUGCCUGCAUUGUGCUGGAUCAGGACAUACCCUGCUGUCCCUCUCAGGGCAUCUCUAAGGGGUAGACAUGUUCCCAGGCUGGCCUAGUACAGAUUACCUCAACUCAGCUCCAUUUGGCCUAUCAUUGUGAAAAAAGGGGAUAAUGUCAUAGUUCAAGGGUAAGCAACAAUGACUGCCAAGAUGCUGUGGAGAACCAGGCCCAGCUAAAGAACAGACCCAGACUUUAUCCGGCCCAUUGAUCAGGGAUUAGUUUGCAUGUGGAUUUUAGGACCAGUUUCCUUUAAACAUUCCCCCAGGUUUUGAUCAGUCUUCACUGAUUGCAAAUGUUUUGGUGCACCACUUCACAAUGAACAUCACUCCAGUUUGAUUUAUUUGAUGUAUGGAUGGAUAGCGAUAACCUUUAUGUUGAGGAUAAAUUAGAGGAUAAUGGGCACAUAGCUCUCAGGUAGUUGUUUUUGAACUUAAUCAUUAUCCAGAACCACUAAUUUAUUUCGGUACAAGCCAGAUAGUCUAAGCUGUCUAGGCUUAUGUGCACAUCAGGCAGGCUUACAGUAUGCAGUUUAAUUAACUUUGAGUGUGAAUGAUUCAUUUUUCAUAUGGCCUUUAAUUUAAUGCAAAUAUUUGCAUAUAUGGAAUGCUUGGUUACUAGUGUGCAUGUGUGCUCAAUUUUAUUUCUGAAGAUGUGCGCACUACAUCAUUGUAUAGCUUUGGCUGUGUAGGAAUAUAGGACAAAAAUGACUUGUUUGUCUUACAAAGAUAAAAAAAAAACUACAAUUAUUGGCUUUUAUUAUAUAUUCCUGUGAUAAGAAGUAACGGUGAUGACAGAGUCUUUAUAUACUAGUUAAAGAAGUGCUAUUCAGGAAGUCUGAAGUUUAAUUCAGCCGUUUUUCAUGUUUGCCUCUCCACCAUCAAUAUCUUUCAUUGGUGAAGAUCAGGGCUUUGAGAUUUGGGAGGUUUAGGUUUUAUCCUGCGGCCCUGACUUGUAAACCUGAAUGCAGAUGAAGGACGGAUUUCUAGAAGUUAAAUGAUAGGUUUGCUUUUUUUUUUUAAUCUCGACCUCAAUAAAACAUUGUCGGGCAUCAUUUUAAAAAACUGACCACUUCAAAAUUGUGGAAACCACUUUGCUGGAUCUCCUCGCUAGGCUUCAGCCCAGUCCCAUGGGGCAAGCAUUUAAGCUGUCAAAAAACGACAAUAUUUCUCUUUUUUUGGAAACGCAAAGCUCACAGCACAGUCACACAUAUAUUGAUUUAUUUCAUGUUUAUUCACAAUGUUUUGACCUGGAGCAAAAUUCUGUUUUGGAUUUGGAUCUGAUUUUAAUAAAUGUAAAUCCCGGUAAAUCCCAACCAUCUGUAAAUUUCUGCACUUGUGAGAGCAGGAGCUCUUGUAGCUCCGUGUCCCCUUAGAAUAAAGGGAAUUAAAAUUAAGGAACUGUACAGACUUAGAAAAGAAAAUUUAUUCAUUGAAAUGCAAAAUGAUCAUUUUAACUUGAUGGAAACCAUGAUUUCAAUGGGCCACAUUAGUUCUUUUGUGCUGAAAGUGUCCCAUUUUGGAUAGAUUACGGUUUUUGAAAGCUCUAUUUUUUGGGGGGGGGUUCCCCCUUUUUCUCCCCAAUUGUACCUGUCCAAUUACCCCAUUCCUCCGACCCAUUCCGGUCGCUGCUCCACCCCCUCUGCCGAUCCGGGGAGGGCUGCAGACUACCACAUGCCUCCUCCGAUACAUGUGGAGUCUGCAGCCGCUUCUUUUCACCUGACAGUGAGGAGUUUCGCCAGGGGGACGUAGUGUGUGGGAGGAUCACACUAUUCCCCCCCAGUUCCUCCUCCCCUCUGAACAGGCACCCCGACCAACCAGAGGAGGCGCCAGUACAGUGACGAGGACACACUCACAUCCGGCUUCCCACCCACAGACAUGGUCAAUGGUGUCUGUAGACGCCCGACCAAGCCGGAGGUAACACGGGGAUUCAAACAAAAUAGACCAAUACACUACCUGGACUCCCGCUUUUUGAAAGCUUAAAUGAUUGCCCCAUUGGACUGUGUUGAGGUCCAGUGGGAAAAUUCAGAUUCUAGAUACUGAGGCAGUCAGUGAAGGUUUUUUUUUUUAUCAGCGUGAUUCUGAAUGACACAAGAUGAUGUUGUAAUGAGGUCUGUGUUAAAAUAAUUUUAAAAUAAAAAUCAAACCCAUUCUGAAGGAGAAGAUGAGGAGAAACGCAGUUCGGAACUGAGAUGUCGUCUCUUCAUCUAGGACAGCUUAGUGGUUUUGGCUGAUUUGGAUUUGUCUCUUAAAAUGUACAGGCAUUUCAUCUUUGUUGCUGUAACAGCGGCAUAGUCCACAUUGCAACUGCAGAGUGCCGAUGUCCGAGGAAAGAGAUGGUUUACCAAGCGACUAAAAACGUUCACCAGGAAUAAACUACCACAAUGCAACCACCAAGCAUGAAGGAAGCAAAUGCUAUGAUUAAAUCAAGUUGAAAAGUUGAUUAUUGACAACCCUCAAACCAACAUGCAAAUGUUGACAUCUCGUGUACAACAAGUUGGGAAAAGGUCAAAUGUUCCCCUGUGAGCUCGUGAGCUGGCCCGGCCCUGCUAUGAACUGACACUGCAUUAUAUACUUGAAUCUUCACCAGAAUCAACAUCAACAUCAUCAAUAACUUAAACUCUUGGGGUGGAAACUGGGCCUUUAGUGACACAAGCAAUGACCAGGGAACAGAGAGAGGGCGGAAAACCCCUCGCAAAUAAAUGUCUUUUUUAUGAUUUCAGUAUUAAUAUAGUAUCAAUUUCAUGUAGUCCAUCUUCAUAUGGCUUUCUUUUCUUAUUUUUGCUCACUGAAAUUUCUCAUCUCAUGAAGUGUGUAUUAGCAAUGACCUAAGCUUUCCUUUUCUCCAUUAUUUUUUUUUUAUUUCAAUUUUGUGUACUCUGCCUUUUCUUUGUUUUCUGUCUUUUAACUUAAUGGAUUCUCAAUAAUUAAUGCCAGGUAUAGCUGCCAACUCACAGUGCUCCUAACCUGGGAAUUUUUUUUUUCAUGUCACUUUUGAUUUUAAAAAAAAGUCAAAUGUCCUGUCUUGUGUGUCCAUGUUGUAAAUAUAAUGAUGUAAACAAAGAAAAAAAGCCCUAAUGCUAAAUAAACAUUACAUUUUG